AUGACGGUGCAGGGUUUACCGAACGGUACUGGACCGGUUGACGACCCUAGAGAUGAAUCUCCCACCCCUCACACACAACCUGCCGAAGAAUUGGAGACCAUAACCUUGAGCGAUGAGCAGCCCGAUCGACAGGUUAGAAUCGGCACUAGACUCACUGCGAACCUCCGAACGCAAUUCAUAGACUUCUUGCGGCACCAUUCGGAAGUUUUCGCAUGGUCUUACGAGGACAUGCCCGGCAUCGCCCCGGACGUGAUUAGCCAUAAACUCACCAUCUCCUCCGCUUAUAAGCCCGUAAGGCAGAAGCGCCGAUCAUACGAUGCCGAACGAACUGCCGAAGAUCACCUGCAGAACUUAUCGAUCAUGUUCGGCAUACUAAAAGACUACAGGAUGAGGCUGAACCCGAAGAAAUGCGCCUUCGGUGUAUCUUCCGGGAAAUUCCUCGGAUUCAUGAUCAGUCAGAGGGGGAUUGAGGCGAAUCCCGAGAAAAUAAAGGCAAUCAUCGAUAUGGAGAGGCCGAAGACGACGAAGGACAUUCAGAGCCUUACCGGACGCGUGGCCGCCCUGACCCGCUUCAUAUCGAAGGCUACCGAUAAAUGUGUACCGUUCUUCAAAGCCUUGAAAGGGGGCAAACGGGAUAUCACAUGGACUGCCGAAUGCGAUAACGCAUUUCAAGCCCUGAAGAACUACAUGAGCAAAGCCCCCCUUUUGUCAAAACCGCUGCCUGGGGAAAUUCUCUACCUCUACCUUUCGGUAUCCGGAACUGCCGUCAGCUCGGUACUAAUUCGGAAACCAGAGAAGGCAGAAUUACCAAUCUUCUAUGUCAGCAAGGCACUCCAGAGUGCGGAACUUCGGUAUCCCCCAUUAGAGCAGCUGGCUCUAGCCCUUGUUGUCUCGGCACGAAGACUUCGGCCAUACUUCCAGGCACACGGGAUCAAAGUCCUGACCAACCAACCCCUCCGGCAAGUCCUCCAGAAACCAGAAAUUUCGGGCCGAUUGAUCAAAUGGGCGAUCGAACUCGGGGAAUUCGACAUACAGUUCGUUCCGAGGCCCGCGGAGAAGGGCCAGGCUGUUGCCGAUUUUAUCUCCGAGCUUACCCCAGCGACAGUACAACCGACAUCUGAGGCAAUUACCGAGACCAUCUUGCCGGAUCAACCAGGCGCCGAACGCCUCGACACAUCAACUCCCGUCUGGGGUUUGCACGUCGAUGGCUCGGCAAACCAGCAAGGAUGCGGAGCGGGCUUGGUGCUGACAACACCGGACGGACUCAAAAUCGAGUACGCCCUCCGAUUCGACUUCCGGACAUCCAACAAUGAAGCGGAAUACGAAGCCCUCUUGGCCGGCCUUCGGUUAGCCAAGAGCAUGAAUGCAAAGCAAAUCCGAAUUCACAGCGACUCCCAGCUCAUUGUGAACCAGGUAACGGCAGACUUCGCCGCCAAGGAUGCCUCCAUGUACGCCUACCUUUCAACCGCCCAUCAGCUACUCCGAAGUUUCCAAGCAUACGAGAUCAAACAGAUCCCCAGAGGCGAAAACAGCCAUGCCGAUGCUUUGGCAAGACUCGCUUCGGCGAUAAACGACAAAGUCGGAAGAAAGGUACCAGUGGAGAUCCUUGCCCAACCGAGCACGGUAACCUCCGAAGCGUGUGCCGUACGGUAUGAGGAUACAUGGAUGUCUCCCAUCUACUUAUACCUGACGAACGGCACCCUUCCUGAGGAUAAAGCCCAGGCCCGAAAGCUGAGAUACCGAUCAGCAAGAUACACAGUUAUCAACGAUGUACUCUACAAGCGCGGCUACACUACCCCGUAUCUCAAAUGCCUCACGGCAGAGCAGGGGGAGUACAUCCUUCGGGAGAUUCAUAGCGGUGUGUGUGGCGACCACUCUGGAUCCCGAUCACUCGCUUACAAAGCCUUUCGGCAGGGAUACUUUUGGCCUACCAUGCACCAGGACGCCAAUUCACUAGUGAAGAGGUGUGACAAAUGCCAGCGCUUCGGUAAUGUCCCACAUAUCCCUGCUGAACCUCUCACACCGAUUGUAAGUCCUUGGCCUUUCGCACAAUGGGGACUGGACCUGAUUGGCCCAAUGCCGCAAGGCAAGGGGCAGCUGGACAAGGCAAAGGGAGCCUGGCCGGAAAAGCUUCCCGAAGCACUGUGGGCCAUUCGGACGUCUUACCGAACGUCCACUGGAGAAACCCCUUUUUCUCUGGCCUUUGGAUCGGAAGCAGUGGUACCCGUGGAAAUCGGCGAACCUUCCUACCGAACGGAAGCCUUCGCACCGAAGGAGAACGAGGAGGCCAUGUCUCUAAGCCUUGACCUACUCGAGGAGCACCGAGCACAGGCCAACCUUCGGAAUGAAGCCUACAAACAGCGUGUGUCUCGGUAUUAUGACUCUAGGGUCAGACCCCGCUCUUUCCGAAUCGGGGACUGGGUCAUGCGCAAGGUGUCGCUUGCGACGAAGGAUACCACGGAAGGAACCCUCGGACCUUCCUGGGAAGGACCUUAUGAAGUCAUCGGUAUCCUUCGCUCGGGAACCUACCGAUUGAGAGGCUCCAACGGCAAGGCCCUCGGCCAUCCUUGGAACGUAGAACAUCUCAAAUACUACUACAAGUGA
This is a messenger RNA of Prunus dulcis (almond), 2604 nucleotides long. RefSeq lists its product as uncharacterized. Gene Ontology annotation, molecular function: RNA-DNA hybrid ribonuclease activity; nucleic acid binding. The transcript has 3 exons. Bases 1 to 2604 code for a protein of 867 amino acids. The record is from RefSeq and is a predicted model, not a curated record. NCBI's taxonomy places the organism in Eukaryota, Viridiplantae, Streptophyta, Magnoliopsida, Rosales, Rosaceae.